AUUUGUUAACAGAGCGAAACAGAGUUUAAAAAUUGUUGGCAUUAUUUUGCUAGAAAAGCAAUUUUGUUCAACAGGAACAGAAUUUAGCUACCCAAGUCCUAAUCUUUAUCGAAAUAUACACCUCGGAAAAGUCCAAGACGACGAAUACAACUGAGGCGUCGUGGCCUGCCAUGAACAAGCCGUGAAGUGAAGAUGAAGUGAAUCCCUUCUAGGUUAGCGGCUGCGAAGUUAGGCAAAGACGCAGUUCGCAGACAAUAACAAUUUUCAAACGGUUUCCAAAAGUGAUAGUAGCAAUAUUGUACCUCACGUUAGCCUAUCGGUAAUAACCGGUGCGAUGGAAGACGAAAGUUCAUCCAAAGGCGAUGGGAGUGUUCCGGACGAUGCCUCUCCGCCGAAGAAAUCACGGGUCGUCGAGCAAAUGCCGGAGCUCCCUGGAACCUCGCAAAGCCCUUCUACAAGUAGUUCGCACAAGAACGAACUGGUAGCGAAACAAAACAGUGACCAAGAUCCUAGCAAUGGUGGAAACGAAGCAGAGGCCUCUCCGUCGUCAACCGCAACGACACCAGUGGCCCCAAAUGGCCACCAACAUGUGGUAGCUACAGCACCAUUGAGCACCGAAUCCAACAGUGACGCAUCCGACAGAAGUCCUGCUGGGGAUUCCUCAACGAGUGAAACUAGCGAGAAGCAUCAGAACUUGAAUUCGUUGCAGCGUCUCUGGGCAAGCCGAAGAAAGCAAAGCCUAAAUUUGGAUCGGAACGACGACGGAGGCAGCAGCACUUCGCGGAUAAACGAUGUUCUGGAAUAUUUUUCCCGAGACGUACCCGAUUUGCUACGGGGAUCUGAUCACGAAGACGAGGAUGAUGAUGACACUGAAGAUGGAGAUGAUCUCAUUCCAGCCGAAGAGAUCCUCGGAGACCGAUUGCUACUAGAUUCCGACGAAAGUUCCGGAGACGAUUCCGACCACUCGUCUUCCUCAUCUUCGUUCUCAGCAUCUUCUUCAUCUUCUUUCCUGCAGGAGGGAGCUCGGUCCGCCAGUUCGGGGUCGCGGCGUUCCAGCGAAUCGAUGGAUGAGGACAUUGCGACUCGUAACGCUAAGCUUGAAGAUGAAAUUAUGGCAAGUUUGCAAACAGCUAAAAUGAAGAGCAAGUGGAAUGUGUUGCGAGAUUUGGAGCAACGCCAGCGCUUUGGGACCGCAGCUGCGGGAGUGCCAGGAACGAGCCGGUACUGCAGAGCAAACAGCAUGUUCACGAAGCGUGCUUACGGCUCCUUGGACCUUGUACAACGUCUCCAACUGUCGCACUAUUUGCGGGGUCAUGAAGGUUGUGUCAACAGCUUAAACUUUAACGCUACCGGAACUAUGCUUGCGAGUGGUUCGGAUGAUCUGCAAAUCAACCUAUGGAGCUGGCACACCAACAAGCUGCUGAAAUCGAUCACUACCGGCCACCAGCUGAACGUUUUCCAAACAAAGUUCAUUGAGUACGGUGGUUACGGGAGUGAGAUUGAGAUAAUUUCGACUGGUCGCGAUGGUCACGUGCGCCACACACGAGUCGAUCCGUCCGGCGGCUCAAACACUCAGCUGCUGUAUCGUUGCCACCAAGCAAUCCACAAAGUAGCUAUCCCUGCGAGCAACGAGUGCGCGUUCCUGACGGCCGGCGAGGAUGGCAAGGUUCGAAUGUACGAUUUGCGUCAUGGCACGGUGGAUACGCUGCUGAAUCUGCGGUUGCGCCUGUUCAGCAUCGCUACUCAUCCGUUUGAUCCGCACUUCUGCGUUUCCGGUAAUGACGGUUUGGUCAGGAUGUACGAUCAGCGUCAUGUACGUCGUCCCAUCAAGCAGUUUACAUCACUUCAGCUACCAAAAAACUGUAGAAGCAAGAACUCGUUUGUGAGCAUCACGUCCGCAGUAUACAAUCAUCUCGGAACGGAAGUUCUGGCCAGUUACAGUGAGGAUGCCGUCUACCUGUUUGACAAUACGACCAUGGAUGCGGUGGUGAAGCCGGCGGCUCGCUAUGGAGGACAUUGUAACAUUCAGACCAUUAAGGGUGUGAAUUUCUUCGGUCAACGGUCGGAGUAUGUUGUAAGUGGCAGCGAUUGCGGCCACAUUUUCUUCUGGGACAAGAAAACACAAAACAUCGUUAAUUGGCUGCGCAGUGGGAAGCACGAUGUAAUCAACUGUCUCGAGCCUCACCCAGAGUACCCAAUCCUGGCCACCUCUGGGCUGUCGCACGUCGUGAAGAUGUGGGUCCCGAAGGGAGUGAAUGAUGAGCAGACAGUGCCACUGUGGGAACCCAAAGACCUGCGACGAAACGUGCGCGAAAACUUCGCUUCCAGCAAGGUGAAUUGGCAGCAUUUUCGCCGCACUGGCUUCACCCGUAACAUGAUGACCACGGCGUUCCAACGCCGAGGAGCCAUCCGCCGUCCGCACGCCAGGGGAAACGAUGCCGCUGUCGCAUAUGAUGUGGUCGAGAACGACAACGACAGUGAUAGCGAUAGUAGUGAUGAUGGGGCCGAGCCGAAUGAUCUUGUCUCGUUUUUACACUGCAGACCCUCGUAAGGUCCCCAGGGCCAAUGAAGGGAAAGCAGGCACUACUAUUUCCCGACCCAAACAAAUGCGUUGACGUAUGUUGACGUCCUUGUUUUUGUUAUCCCCCACUUUCGUCCACCAUUUCCAACAAAAUCCACCAUUUUCUUACGUUAAAGAAGAUCUUGGGGAACAUUUCGAUACAUGAAUAUAUGAAUCUGCAUAAUUUUCCUUCAACAACUUGCAUUAUGCACGAGCAAAGGCAAUACCUGCAACUUUCGAUUCGUUGCUUUCAUACAAAAA
Anopheles bellator is the source of this 2821-nucleotide messenger RNA. Its product is annotated as DDB1- and CUL4-associated factor 8. The record is from RefSeq and is a predicted model, not a curated record. Lineage: Eukaryota; Metazoa; Arthropoda; Insecta; Diptera; Culicidae. Gene Ontology annotation, molecular function: protein binding. Gene Ontology annotation, cellular component: Cul4-RING E3 ubiquitin ligase complex; cytoplasm. Bases 335 to 2551 code for a protein of 738 amino acids. The transcript is spliced from 7 exons.